Molecule: messenger RNA, 3215 nt
Organism: Dermatophagoides pteronyssinus (European house dust mite)
Lineage: Eukaryota; Metazoa; Arthropoda; Arachnida; Sarcoptiformes; Pyroglyphidae
Biological process (GO): carbohydrate metabolic process
Molecular function (GO): hydrolase activity, acting on carbon-nitrogen (but not peptide) bonds
Source: RefSeq, a predicted model, not a curated record
UGACAAAUCAAUUAAUUUAUUUUUUGAUUUCCAAAUUAUUGUCUACAACAACAUCAGUAUUCUUGACUACUUUGGUAGAUAUUUAUUUUUUUUACCAGAAUGUCAUUUAAUUUAAAAUCAACAUCAUUCACCUGGAAUGCAAUCCAUCAGCAUCACACUACGAUGAUCAAAAUCAACCUAAUUUUAAUUUUGGGAUUUUUUAUAAUCCCUUUUACUUUUGGCGAAUCAUUAUCAACAAAUCAUCAAAAAUAUCAACCAAUUAUAUUGAUAGAAAGAAAUAAUUCGAAUCGAUUGUCAACGAGAAAUAGUUUCAUUAUAGAUAAUCAAAAUAGUCGAAAUCAGCAGCUAAAAUCAGCAUCAAUAAUUCCAAAACAUUUACAAUUACGUCGACAGCCGUCUGCCAUCGACAACGACAAUGAAAAUUUAGUGGUAUUGACAACGCCUACGUAUAGGAAAUUAAAAUUCAAACGACCACAACAUUAUCAUCGCCAACAUUUUAGCCAAAUAAUUAAUUCAAAUAUAACAUCAUCAUCAUCAUCAUCACAACGACCAUCGUUUCAAGAAAUAAUUUCACCACAAAAUCAUCGAAUGACAAGUAAUUCAAUUAUCAUUUCGAAUGACAAUGCCAAUGAAAGUGUUGAUGAAAGAAAAGAAAAAAACAAAAAAUCUACCACUAUGGUUAAAGCCAAAUAUGUGAUGCCAUCACCGGAAAUGUCAACACCAUCUUUUUUGCAUUUUUACGGUCCUUCAAUGUUACAGAUUAGUCGUAUGAAAAUUUCUCAUCCAUCAAACGCCCACCAACAUCGUCAAGAUCUUAAUCAACGAACUAUAGCCAAACGUAAACGAAUCGUAUUGAAAUAUAUGAAAUUAAAGCCAAAUCUUACUUAUUCAACUGCACAACGAACAAAUAAUCAUAAUAAGAUUGUCGAAUCAAAUCCCAAUUUUAAUAAUAACAAUAUAGUAAAUAGAGUUAUUGUUAUACCAAAUGAAAAUAAUGAAAUUCGAGAUCCACGUCCGAAAUCUGUAAAUAUGACGCCAUCAAUUGCAAUGGAUCAUAGUCAAUUAACCGUUGCAGUUCGACCAUUAUUUGCUGAAAAUGAAGAUUUUGACAUUCUUCGUAAUGAUAUACCUAAAUCAGACACAGCUGCCAAACAUCUUCGACGAUCAUUACCGAAUUUUCUUCCAUCGAAUAUUUCGUCAACGUUUCAAAGUCCACCGAAUUUCCGUGUUCACUCGGCUAGUUUUGGGCGGCCAGCACCUAAACCAUCAUCUUAUCAUUGGUCAUAUAGUGCUCCAAUCAAUCUAACAAGUCGAUAUAAGAUUAAAUCAUUUGGACCUUCGGAACCAGAACAACUACAUUCAUUUACAUUGAACGAAAAUCAACCAAUUUUUAAAUCUUUUUCAACAAAUUCACCGAAAAAUUUUUCAACAUUCAUCAUUCCAAGGACAAAUACACCUGUUGAUUUAAUGACAUUUCAUAAUCAUCAACAUAAUCAAAAUCCACAAAAUAAACCAUCCGAUUUAUUUAAUGGUGCAAGGCCGGUGAUGUCGGCACCAAAAAGGUCAAAUACAAACAGUGCUAUUGUUUUGCAACGACAAUUUAUUUCCACUCCAUUGUUGACAAAUCCAACUUCCACAUUAACAACAACGACGAAAAUGGCGACAACAAAAUCAACAACACCAGCACCGAUUUCAAUAACUUCAUUUUCCAGAACUGCAAUUAACAAUAACAACGAUCAUCGACAUCCUUUGCCAAAUUAUGAUUACGAUUUAUACGAUGAUCAUUUUUAUAACAACUAUGGCGUUACUUCUUCUCACACUUUUGUUUCAACAACAACAACACGGGCACCAUCUCGACGUCAAAUGACAAAUAAAUUACGUACGCCAUCAUCGAGUAAUUUAAAAAACUCACAAACUAAAAUGGUUAUGACGAAAGAAAGAUCAGGAAAAACUAAUGCAGAACGUUGUACGGAACAACAAUGUCAUUUACCUUAUUGUCGUUGUGGUUCAUCAACAAUACCAGACGGUUUGAAAUCAAAAGAUAUUGCACAAUUAGUUAUGAUUACAUUUGAUGAUUCUAUCAAUGAACUUAAUUGGGAAUUAUAUCAGGAAAUUUUUUCCAAUCGAUUCAAUCCUAACGGAUGUCCAAUACUUGGUACAUUUUAUGUUUCACAUGAAUGGACUGAUUAUAGUCAGGUUCAAAAUCUUUAUUCGAUUGGACAUGAAAUGGCUUCGCAUACAAUUACUCAUAGCUUUGGUGAUAAGUUUUCUAAAGAAAAAUGGCUCAAUGAAGUAAAUGGUCAACGUGAAAUAUUAUCUCUAUAUGGUGGUGUUAAAUAUGAAGAUGUGAGAGGAAUGAGAGCACCAUUUUUACAACCCGGUGGUAAUCGACAAUACGAAAUGCUUUAUGAUGCAAAUUUUACUUAUGAUUCUUCGCUACCGGUUUUCGAAAAUAAUCCUCCAUAUUGGCCAUACACAUUUGAUUAUGCAAUGAGUCAUGAUUGUAUGAUUACGCCUUGCCCUAGUAAAUCAUUUCCUGGACUUUGGGAAGUCGGUAUGGUCAUGUUGAUUGAUCAUCGUGGUGGCCGUUGUUCAAUGGUCGAUGCAUGUUCACAUCCAUCCACCGAAGAUGGUGUAUUUGAAAAUUUAUUAAAAAAUUUCAAUCGUCAUUAUCAUUCGAACAAAGCACCAUUUGGAUUAUAUUUUCAUUCGGCAUGGUUUAAUACGGCACAUCAUAAAAAUGGAUUCCUACGAUUCAUUGAUCAUAUUUUAAAAAAUAAAGAUGUAUAUUUCGUCACAAAAUGGCAACUAUUACAAUGGAUGAUGCAGCCAACACCAUUAUCAAGGCUUAAAUCAUUUCAACCAUUCCAAUGUGAUUAUAGUGAUCGUCCAGCUUGUAAUCGGCCAAAGAUUUGUUCUACUUCACAUCGUGAUGGACCACGAUAUUUAAAAACUUGUCAAAAAUGUCCAAAACAAUAUCCGUGGGUGGGUAAAACUGGAUUCAAAAAAUAAUAACUAUCAAUUCAAUUUGUAAAGAAAAUUUUUUUCGAAAUUUUUGAAUCUUAUUAAUUACGAGUCAUUUGAGCCUGUUCUUUUUCUUGUGUGUAUAAAAUGUAGCUGAUUUUUCUUAUUGUUAAUUUUUAAUGUUAAAUUCAAUUUAUUUUCUUCGGUUUUCUUGUGGGGGUAUUUUAAUUGUUGUCACUUUUUGUUAUUGU